UUUUCCGUCUCCCUUUAGCAAGUGUAAGAACGAACGGGCAUAGUCAGUGCUGGAAUUUGUUAGAGAAAGAAAAAACAAUAAUAAAUAUUUUUCUUUCAUUCCAAACAAAAGAUUACUGCACAUAAAAACACGUCAGUGGUAGAGGGAAUCUGGUUCGGGCUAAAUCAAUUACAAACCUACUUUGAUUCCAAAUCUAAACAUUUGUUGUGAGACAGUCCAGCCAAAGCUGAUUUUUUGGUGUUGUCUUGUUGCGUAAAAGAACUGGCGUCGCACACUUCUGUGUUGAAAAACGCGUCUUAAAAUUAUAAAUAAAAGGUCAACGUUAAAUAAAAAAAUUUAUUGUGGGUUCAAGUGACUUGCAGGCGCGAUGGAAGACCUCACCAAGAACAUAAUCUUUACAAAUGCUAUUAAUGGGCAACCAGCUACAAUCCAGUACCAGACCGCGGAUGGCACAAUUCUUAAGCAGCCUAAAAUUGAAGGCCAAAAAGCGGAGCAGCAGCCCACCUUCUAUUACACGACAAAUGGCAAUGGCGGCACCGUCAAUCUUGCGCAGCUGGCCACCACGGAUGACAAUAAGACAUGCUACAUAGCCCAGCCAGUGGGCGGCUACAAUUACGCCCUGGUAAAUGGUAUGCCUCUCAAUCAGGGCGCAGCACUGGGCAUUGCCACGGUAGACGCACAAGGCCGUAUCCAGAUCGUUAACCAGAACAAACCGAUUGCAGCUAACACAAUAUCUAACAUUAGCUUCAAGUGUGACGUAUGCUCGGAUAUGUUUCCACACCUGGCCCUGCUCAAUGCCCACAAGCGAAUGCAUACAGAGGGGGAGCAGCAACAGCAGCAACAACAACACAACUCCCAGCAAGCAAGCAGCGACUCUAUAGCCGUGGUAAGCGCCCAGGGUCUAGUACAGACACAGAAUAUCAUUGGCAAUGGCCAAAUGGGGCAGAUACAGAUAGUGUCUUCUGACACGCUGGAGCCAGUGCAGCAAGCAGUAAUGCAGCAGCAGCAACACGAUUCAAAGGCAAGCAAGUGUAUGAACUGCGGCAGUCCCAUACUUCAACAGUCCAAACGCAAAGGUCCUAAGCAGGUGCGUUGCGAAUCCUGCAUGCAGGCAGAACAAGCGGCUCAACAACAACAACAGCUCUUUGUGGCGCAAGACGGUCAAAUGGCUCAUCCCGUGCAGAUCAUAUCAACUACACCUCAGGCACAAGCACAGCUGCAGCAAAUUGUGGCCGCACAGACAGGAGGUACGACGCCCAAACGGGAAGCGAACAGUGGAUCGGGCCAUCACCCAGUUAAAAAACGAAAUUCUCAGCAGAUGACCAAGUGCCAAAAGUGCAAUGGCUCAGGCGUUGUGCUGGUGGGCCAGCACUCACACGCCGGUCACAGUGGAGCUGCCGGAUCGAUAAAGCAAUCGGUUACUGUCAAAACUGAGUGUUCGUCCUGCAGGAAUCCGUCGAAACCCUUCAGUUGCAAUAUAUGUGGUGGUCUGUUCUCACGUUAUUCAAGUCUGUGGUCACACAAAAAACUACACAGCGGCGAAAAGAACUACAAGUGCAGCAUCUGCGGAUUGGCCUUUGCGAAGGCCGUUUAUUUGAAAAACCACGCACGUAUUCACACAGGCGAAAAGCCUUAUAAAUGUCAAACAUGCGGCAUGCAGUUCUCACAGUCGCCCCAUCUUAAGAACCAUGAACGCACGCAUAGCGGCGAACGACCCUACGUCUGCGGGGUGUGCGAUAAAGGAUUCGCGCGACACGCUACCCUUUGGAACCAUCGGCGUAUCCACACGGGCGAGAAACCGUACAAGUGUGAAAUUUGCGGUUCGGCUUUCUCUCAAGCAGCGCACCUGAAGAACCACGCUAAGGUACACUCUGGGGAGAAGCCCUAUAAGUGCGAAAUUUGCUCGGCAGCGUUUGCUGAUCGUUUCGCGCUUAAACGCCACCGCGGUAUACACCAAAAGUACGGCCAAACAGCGCCCCGUCAUACCAGUAGCGAUGGAAUGAUAGUGCACAAGCAGGAAAUUCCAGACAUGGAUGACGAAGCUCAACAGGAGGUGAUUAUUGGAGGAUUAUAGAUAACACUAACGAAAUCAAAUGCGAAAGCGGUUGGUUCGACCGAGCAGCUGCUGACGUCGAACUAUGACAUUGGAGCUUACCAUUCUCAGCCGUUUCUUGAAGGCUAUUAUCAGUUGCCACCAGCGCCUAUGCCAUCCCCAGAUCCAAUUCGGAAGACGAUUUUCUCUCCUCAGAAAUAUUAAAGGAUGGACGAUGCUCUAUCGCUAACACUAGAAACUAUGCAUCGCAUAUUUUUUUUACUACAUCUUUCCUGUAGGCUCUAUAAAAAUGAGCGAAAUCCAAACACGCUUUUUAAGUUACACAAACGAAGGAACAUAAUUUAUUUGGUAGCUGUAAAAAAUACCUAAACUUUCAUAUAAAUAUUAAACGCAAAUAUGUAUAGGCAUAGUAACUUUAAGUGUUAUAGACUAUUUCCUUAUGCAAAUUAUAGGUGUAAUUAAAUGGAUUUGUAAGAGGGAGGGCAUGAUGGUGAGCCGAGGGAAUCUGCAUAGGAAUGCGAAUAUAUAUAUGUAUAUGCGUUCAAUAUAAAAUUAUUUUUAAGAUAACAUUUAUUUAACUUCAUUUUAUGUGCAUCUAGGUAAGUAUUAAAUAUUACACAAAUCAAAUAAAUAUCUGAAUAAAAUGACAA
This is a messenger RNA of Drosophila takahashii, 2703 nucleotides long. Lineage: Eukaryota; Metazoa; Arthropoda; Insecta; Diptera; Drosophilidae. The record is from RefSeq and is a predicted model, not a curated record.